This is a messenger RNA of Pseudonaja textilis, 762 nucleotides long. It is a transcript of the gene KCNIP2, whose product is annotated as potassium voltage-gated channel interacting protein 2. NCBI's taxonomy places the organism in Eukaryota, Metazoa, Chordata, Lepidosauria, Squamata, Elapidae. Gene Ontology annotation, cellular component: voltage-gated potassium channel complex. Gene Ontology annotation, molecular function: calcium ion binding; potassium channel regulator activity. The record is from RefSeq and is a predicted model, not a curated record. Gene Ontology annotation, biological process: regulation of potassium ion transmembrane transport.
AUGCGCGGCAAGAGCAGAAAGGAGAGCCUUUCCGAUUCCCGGGACCUCGAUGGUUCCUACGACCAACUAACCGGCAAUCCGUCUGGUCAUGCUAAAAAAGCCCUGAAGCAGCGGUUCCUCAAGCUGCUCCCCUGCUGCCGCCAGCCUAAAUCCAUCCCCUCAAUCAGCGAAAACAGCAUAGAGGAUGACUUUGAGCUCUCCACGGUUUGUCAUCGGCCUGAGGGUCUGGAACAACUACAGGAACAAACUAAGUUCAGCCGCAAAGAGCUACAAGUCUUAUACCGAGGCUUCAAGAACGAAUGCCCUAGUGGGAUUGUUAAUGAAGAGAGCUUCAAGCAGAUCUACUCACAAUUCUUCCCACAGGGAGAUUCUAGUACAUAUGCAACUUUUCUUUUCAACGCAUUUGAUACUGACCACGAUGGCUCUGUCAGUUUUGAGGAUUUUGUAGCUGGUUUAUCCAUUAUUCUCCGUGGCACUAUAGAUGAUCGGCUCAGUUGGGCCUUCAAUCUCUAUGAUCUGAACAAAGAUGGCUGUAUCACCAAAGAGGAAAUGUUGGAUAUAAUGAAAUCCAUUUAUGACAUGAUGGGCAAGUACACUUAUCCAGCCAUGAGCGAAGAUGCACCCCAGGAACAUGUGGAAAAUUUUUUCCAGAAAAUGGAUCGGAACAGAGAUGGUGUGGUGACUAUUGAUGAAUUCAUUGAAUCCUGUCAGAAGGAUGAAAACAUCAUGAGUUCCAUGAAGCUUUUUGACAAUGUGAUCUAG